GUCCCUAAAAGAGGAUAAAUCACCAAGAAGAGGAGGAGGAGGAAGCAAAGGGGGCGGGGGGGUUCUCCCAGCAUCGGUAUGCCUGCCCGCCUCAUUUCCACUCCAGACGUCGUCGUCGCCGCUGCUGCUCCUCGGGAUAGAAAUAACAGCUGAGCUGCGAUUAUUCGCGUCAGGCGUUUUCAACAUCUGUCACCUCACACGCCGCUUUUCAUCCUGCCAGCUGUGAUCCCGUCGCACAGGACGGGGGGAAGAAGUCCUGCGAAGAAGCGGCAAGACAGACGCGGAAGUGUGAUGAUAACGAGGUAAAGAUGACGGGCGAGAGAGGACGAAAAAGGAAUUAUCAUCCUUGAUGCUCUGCAUGUCACACAGCAGCAUGUUUUCACCGGACGCUGUGUUUGUGACUCUGGGGACUACAAACGUGUAAACGGGAGCCCUCGUUCUGUCCCGUCUGCAGGAGAUGUUGAAGCCAUCUCUGACUCGAGUCUCGAGCAUAAAGCAGUCUGGAAUUUCUUCGAACGAGGCUCUGGACAAACGGAAAGUAGGAGACACUGAGUUCAUCUGCUAAAAAAAACAGAGGACAUCUUCACCUUCCUCCGUCCUCUCCGCUUUUGGAAUGAGGUGUCACUAUGGAAUUCAAUCUGGUUUGGAUUGAAACCCUACAGCCAGUUCCAACACCAGGAAGCUAGCGACCUGCCGACAUAGUCCUUGGGCUCUCCGUACCCUUAAAGGCCCCCAAAUAGACCUGCCCAAGAUGAUGAAUUCCUCCCUGGAUCCACUGGACCAGACCCCUGCUGACCUGUCAAACUUCUCCACCCCCUUUUGCUUACUUGAGAUCAGCUAUUCCACAGUCUUCACCACCUGUCUGCUGGAGGUCUCCAUUAUACUUCUCCUCAGCGUUCUGAUCAUUUCAGGCAACCUGGUGGUGAUUUUCGUCUUCCACUGCGCCCCGUUGCUCAGCCAGCACACCACCAGCGCUUUCAUCCAGACGAUGGCGUACGCCGACCUGCUCGUGGGCGUCAGUUGCCUCUUCCCCACCCUGUCCCUACUCCAUCAUCUUCAGGGACUGGACCCCAAGCUCACCUGCCAGGUGUUUGGCUACAUGGUGUCGGUCUUGAAGUCCGUCUCGAUGGUAUCGUUGGCAUGCGUGAGUGUGGACCGCUACAUCGCCAUCACGUGCCCCCUGACCUACGCCGCCCUGGUCACACCGUGCCGGGUGCGCUGCUGCAUCGUGCUGAUAUGGCUGUACUCGGCGCUGGUGUUUCUGCCGUCCUUCCUCGGGUGGGGCAAGCCGGGUUACCACGGCGAUGUGGUGGAGUGGUGCGCCGUGGAGUGGCGGACCCGCCCGGCCUUCACCACCUUCAUUGUGGUGCUGCUCUACGCUCCAGCCACCCUCACCGUCUGCUUCACCUACGCCAACAUAUUCAAGAUUUGCCGACAGCACACGCGGGAGAUCAGCGAACGCCACGCUCGCUACCGGCCCCAGCAGCAGCAGCAAGACCCCGCCACGACCUCUGGAUCUCUGGUCAAAGACAAGGGGGAGGCGGACCAGAGGAACUUGCAGUACCAGCAGCCCUCCUCCACAUACCCAGAUAAACGAUACGCCAUGGUACUCUUCCGGAUUACCAGUGUUUUCUACAUCCUCUGGCUGCCGUACAUCCUCUACUUCCUGCUGGAGAGUGGCGGGAUCUACCACCACCCGGCGGCGUCCUUCCUUACCACCUGGCUGGCCAUCAGCAACAGCUUCUGCAACUGUCUCAUCUACAGCCUCUCCAACUCUGCCUUUAGGAAGGGCCUCAAGCGCCUCUGCUCCUACUGCUUACAGCGCAGCGCCGGCGGCUUCGGGGUCAGGAAGCCCAAGAAGGCCUUCAUCGGUUCGGUGGAGCAAGGGUGCGGCGGGCAAGGGUAUGGGUCGGGCCACGGCGACAUCCGAGUCGGCACGACGUGCCACGUGUAGCACCCAAGUUUUGGAGACACUUUGAAAUGUGAUGAAAUGGAAAGGCCUCCGCUGUCCCUGUCACAUUUGGAGGUUAUGCAAAAGUCCUCUCCACAACAUGCCGCAGCUGGCUGUGGGAGGAGUCUGCAGCCAAGGAUAACGCGUCCUAAAUAAUAGCUCCACAAGGUGUCAUUCACUCACGGGCGGGGAGAGAUGACUGAAAGUGUGUCUGUAUUUGGGGGAAAUAAUGUGACCAUUGUUAGGCAUGAAUGCUUAGUUGGAAGACACGUCCUCCGUAAUGACAGCGUCAUGUGACUGAUCCUUGAGCUUUAUCGGUAGAAACACAAACCGAUGGACAACUCCUGUGCCAUUUUCCCAUCUGGGUUUGCACUUCAAUGCUUUAUUUAUUUGGAACAUGCUGAACAAAGUUACAUCACAUGUUUACACUUGCACAAUUCAACAUGUCCCAGUAAGAGUAGGAAGAAGCAGAGCUUACUUAAUCCUACUCCAUUCUCUCUCUGUGCGUCUCAACAAUUAACCCAGGGGUGUCCAAACCUUUCCAGCGAAGGCCACAUGUAUUUAUGCUAAGAGGUUCUAUGUGUUUCAAGAAAAAUAGUGCAUCUCAUCUUUGUCACAUACUGUCGGUGAAAAAGACGAUGAUUAUCAACUUCACUCUUUUUUUCCAUUGUUGCACUUGUUAGGUUUUUCUAUUGAAAAAAAAUUUGUACAUUUUCUUCAACCUCAUGACUUAAUUUCCAUAAUAUUUUGACUUUAUUUCCGUUAUUUGUUUUAAAAAUUACAGCUUUCUUCAUUGUUUUGUUUGUGUCUCAUAAUCUGACAACUUUUAAAAAAGUCUUUCCUGAAUAUUUCAACUUUAUGCUACUAAAAUGACUUUAUUUUUCCUCUUAAUAUAAUUACAACAUUAUUCUUGUAAACUUGUUUCUUAAUAUUUUGACUUUAUUCUUGCAGAAUUACUGCAGAUUUUUCAGAUUUUUCAUUUUUAUUUUUUUUUGUUUUCUUGUUAAAUUAAAUGGAAUAUGACGUGGGUCAAUAAAAAAACAGACGUGUGUCGCAAAUGGCCCCAGGUUCGCACUUUGGACACCCUUGAAUGAACUGCUAGUAGUGUGCUUAUGAUCAAUGACCACAAACGGCUUCGACUGUUAUCAUAAUACAACAGUUUUUUUUUAACAAAAACAACCAAAAAACUAACAGAAAUUUGUCUUUGGUGUCGUACGUAACGCCAGUUUCUCUGCUGCCGACCUGCUGUUGGUGUCAUUGCAUGCUGGUUUGUCGUGUCAAAUAGCAAGCAAAAAAAAAAGCGUGAGAAUAUGUUUUCACAGUAAUUGUAUGCCGGUACACGGUUUAGCUGGUACAUCUUUUGCCUGAGGACGGCAGCCGCUGGAAAAGACAAAAUGUACACUUUGCGGCAGCUGAAGAAACUCAAGUGCUGCCUUUGUUCCUGUCGGCCAUCGCUUCGACUUAUUAAGGACUUGCAAUGUGGGGCCGCACAGGAAACACACAAACAAAAACAAAGGGGCCAUUCUUCCACUGCAACUUGCAUGUGUUUUUGUGCAUGCAUCACAUCACGUAUCGUACGUUCCCAUCUUCUCGCUUAUCUCUACCUUUCUCUCGUGAGUGGAACGUCACGUCCAGAAAACAGAAUGCAUCCAUUGUGUGUUUUUUAACCCCUUUUCAUACCUUGUGUUUUAUAACAAAUAAGGAUGUUUUGGCUAAUCUGUGAGAGGGUUCCUGCACAGUUGUUGCCUUGAUGAACAAAUUAUUUGCGUACAUUUCCAGAGGGCUGUGUUUUCUAGACAUGUGACUGUUAGAUCGUAUAGACGGGGGCUGUGGGUGAAUUGUACACGCCACUGCUGCUUCUUGUAUGUGACUCUUUGUACUUCUCGCAUGUUCCUUUUCCUUCAUUUUGGAGUGCUUAGCCCACGUACGUGCUCUCGUGACUCGCUUCAGGUAUAGCAGAACGCGACCAACGGCUGGAUGAGACUGUUAUUUCAAUUGAGGGUGCUAACGCGGUUAUCGCCUUCCGUCCAUCACUCCAGUAAGUGUUGCGGGUCUUGUGAUGUUUUUUUUUUUUGUUUUUUUAAAUAAUAAUUAUGAUGAUGCACAAUCCUGUCUGCAUUCACACUUGUGGUUUGGUACUCUGGUCCGUGCACCCUGCUAUUUUUGUCAUGCAGUAAAGAAAAAAUACCCAAAGGAAGGACUUGAUUGUGCAGGUUUCGUCAUGUGGUUCAAAUAUUCCAAACCUGCUAGAAACCACACAUCAAGUUAACAAGUUUUUUUUAAUUGAAUGUAUUAUUUAUUGAAAUCUGACACGGCAAGUACUUUUUCCUCCAUGUUUACCUGCGAGAGAGUGGUGAAUAGCAUCCUGUCCGCUCAUUGGUCAGUCAUUGAAGCUCGUGCUGAUUGGUCCUCAGCAUGGAGACUCACGAUAAUCGCACUGGACGAGACGCAAUGUUGCCUCCCAUGUGUAGAUUCCAUUAAUGUCCAAGCAGAAGCUGUAGUAAUUCUACAUUUGAUCAAACUUAUUUAAGAUUUGUCAGAUCAAAACACGAUUGCUGCAUAACACUUCUAUUCGGGGUGCACUAUAAUUGUCUGGCCGAUAAUUAUCUGGCCGAUAUGAGGGACUUAUGACGUCAUAUCGAUAAAUCUGAUAAUAUUAAAAAUAGCUCCAAUAACCGAUCAUUUUAAAAAACACUCCAGUGAGAUGAGAUUCCUCGUACUGUGCGGGUGAGCAAAUCAAGCGUUUCUUUUUUCCUCCUUGCCUGCGACGUUAACGACCUGACGUAACUUCCACUGACUUGACUUGUAAUCAAACAUUCACUGUCAGAGGAAGAUAUUUUGCGUGCUAGUUGUACCAAAUGCUCCGCGAUAAGGGGGGGAAAAAAAAAGAUCGAGCACACAAAAAGUGCAAAAGGUUUGCCAGAGACCUCCGUGGCGUCACACCGGCUGCUCGGAGCGCAUGCCCAAAUACAGUGCGCCUUGCUGGGCCACAGCGGGUGGCUGCCUAUACUCUGGUUCUCCUGAUGGUGGUGACGUGGUAGUAGUAAUGCCAUGAUAUUUGACUAGGACAAAUGAACUUGUACAGUUGGUCAAAUCCUAAUUAGUUCCAGUCCUCCUUACCUCCAGGUGUGUACACUUAAAUCCAAACUUUAAAAGUAGAUUUUAAAAGGUUAUCAGUAUCAUAUCAGUCUUGAGAAGCAGAAAGUUAUUGGUAUCGGUUUGGGAAAAAAAAUUGUAAAAUAGUUAUUUUUAUAUUCUGCUAUAUUUCCCUGCUCAGAUUUCCCCAAAAGCUUCUAAAAUAUACUUUUAAAGGGCAGCUUUCCUGACAUAUCACGUCAUAUAAGUCAAAUUUUCCGAACCCAAAUACCGUCCGCUGGGAUGAAUAUGUAUAUAUUUUUUGAACAUUCUGCUUUAUUACUCAUUUUAGACGUCAUGUAAAGCUUCUAAACUGUACUAUUAAAGAGCGCCACUGUCUCACGCACAUAUAAGGAAAGACAGAGCAGAGAGACAGCACUUUCUCUUCCAAACGUCAUCAUUUCUGCUUAAUUUAUGCUGUCAUUUUAACACUGGUCUUUGGUCCGUGUGGCACUCACGCAAACCCAGACUCAGGGUCCGCAUCAGGGUCCGGAUGAUGGCGUUCGCCCUUGCCCAAGUGAGCAACCGCACCAGAACCAGAGUUCCUUUUAACCCGAGCAAGCAUGACAAGUGUGAAGGCAGGCUGAGUUAGAUUCACGUGUUGUCUUACUGCAGGGGUGUCCAAAGGAUUUUCCAGUGAAAAAUGAAAGGAUGCAACUUUGCCACUUUGAUAUUUUGUAAAGCAACACAUGUACUUGUAGAUAUGCUAACACGUUCUAUAUGUUUCAAUGCAUCUCAGAUUUGUCAUAUACUGUAGAUGAAACAGCAUAUUAUUAAUAUCAACUUCACUCUUUGCUCUUUUUUUAAACCCAUUUUUGCUGUUUUUAUUUUCCAAAUAUUUCAAGUUUCUUUUUAAAUAAUCUUCCAAAAUGAUCUUCUUGUAAUAUUAUGACUGUAUAUACAGCAGUUAACUGUAUAAUGUUCUUUUUCCCCAACCUGAUUUUCCAAAAAUUACAACUUUGUUUUGUUUCUCAUAUUACCACUUUUUAAAAAUAAUAACGUUAAAAAAAAUAUUUCAACUAAAAUGACAUGAUUGUUCCUGAUAAUAUUACAAGUUUAUCCUUGUAAAAUUGCUACUUUUUCCUCUUAAUAUCUUGACUUUAUUCUCAUAAAAUUACAGCUGUUUUUUUCCAUUUCUUUUUUUCAUUUUCCACCUAUUUCAACUUUCUUCUUGUAAUUUUCUUUUUGUAAUAUUAUGACUUUAUUCCCAUUAUUUUUUUACUUUACUCUCGUAACAUUAACUACUUUUUCCACAACCUAAAUUUCCAAAAAUUGUGUUUUGUUUUUUACUCAUAAUAUUACGUCUUCAAAAAAAAGUUUAAAAAAAUAUUUAAUCUUUUUUUAAUUUUAAUAUUUUAAUUAAUAUAUUUUAUUAUGCUAUUAAAAUCGCAUUAUUUUUUCCUCAUAAUAUUACAAGUAUAUUCUCAUAAAUUUGCUACUUUUUUCCUCGUAGUAUUUUGACGUCAUUUUCAUGUUUUUUUUCCCAAUGAUUUCAACUUUCUAUUUGUAAAUUUUCUUCUCAUAACAUUAUGACUUAAUUCCCAUAAAAUUCCCCAAAUUAUGACUUUAUUUUGUUUAGUUUGUUUCUCAUAAUAUUAUGACUUCACAAGAAAAAAGUAAACUUUUUAAAAAAAUAUUUCAAAUGACUUAAUUCAUGUAAGUUCAUUCAUGUAAAAGUAUGACUUUUUUUCCAUUAGAGUAAGACUUUUUUCCCUCUUAAUAUUUUGACUUUGUUCUCAUAAAUUUCCGCUUUUUUUUUUUUAUUUCUGCAUUUUUUUUUCCAACUAUGUCAACUUUCUUUUCGUAAUUCUUCUUCUUGUAAUAUUAUGACUUUAAUUCCAUAGUAUUUUGACUUUAUUUCCGUAUCAUUCUAACUUUUCGUGCAACCUAAUUUUCUAAAAAUGACAGCUUUGUUUUGUUUUGUUUCUCGUAUUAUUACAACUUUAAAAAAAAAAAAAACUUUUUUUGAUAUUUCAACUUUCUUCUUGUAAAGUUUCUUCUUGUAAUUUCAUGAAUUUAUUCCCAUAAUAUUUUGACCUUAUUCUUGUAACAUUAGAAUUUUUUCUGCAACCUAAUUUCCUACUAAUAACAACUUUAUUUUUGUAGUUUUUUGCAAUAAUACGACUUUUUUUUUUUUAAGCCUUUUUCUCUAGUAUUUCAACUUUGGGCUUCUAAAAUGACGUGAUUUUUUCUCAUUAUAGUCCGAUGUUGUCAUAAAAUUAGAUUACAACUUUUUUCUCAUAAUAUUUGACUUUAUUCUUGUUCCUUUAAUUGCCUUGUUAAAUGAAUAUUUUUAGAAUGUGCCGCGGCUGCAAAUGGCCCCCGGGCCGCACUUUGGACACCCCUGUCUUCCAUGAAGAAAAAAAAUGGCCAAGUGAAGGCUACGUGUUGAUGUUAGUACCUUGUGCUUGUCCGUGUAGAGAAAUGGCGUAUUGAAUGUUUCUAAAGCGAGCUACUUGAGGCCAUUGCAUUUAUUAGAAACAUUUUUUCCCCAAGGCGAUUCUACUGUAAAAUGUUUUUACGCUUGAAGUGAACACGAGAGAUUGUAAUCAGCUGUUUAUUUUUUUGGCUUCAAAAAGAAAUAGAAGUUGAGAAAGUGACGGAGUGUUGUUGCUGCUGCCAAGAAACGUACGUGCACUACUUUUACUUUCUGGAUGCUUUGAUGGUCUGGGAGCAAGCCGAGCCAUUAUUUGGUGAAUAACCAAGUACACGUGUGUAAAUAAAAGCCCAUUGUUGGCCUUUUCAGAGAUAUUAUUAUUAUAAUUGGUCGUGAUAAGCUAAACAGGUUGUACGACUGCAAUCAAUGACACACACACACACACACACGGAGACAUGUGUCCUUAUCUGUCUCCCGAUCUAUAUUGGAUUUUCUUCUUGGAGGUUAUUUUGGGGUGUAAAUAGGCCACACCAGCGCGGCGCUAAUUGCCAACUCAUGACCCAGCUCUUGUGAGCGGCUGACUUUCGUGACUUUUUGUUUGUGAGAAUGGUCAAAUCUCAAUGCCGUUUGAAUGCAGAAGGUUUUGUGUGUGUUUGUUUUUGUGUGUGUGUGUGUGUAAGAUGUGCUCAUACAGUGAGAAUGUUGAGAAGGUUUUGCUGAGGUGUGACCUAGAAUACUGCUCUAUGAGACUCUAUGAUGCUUUGUAGGUAUCAAACCUACUUGUACGUGUACUGUAUAUCGUAACGUAAGAUGUACGUGUUGUGUAUCUGUACUGACUAAAUAAAUGUCAUGUUAUGUCUGUGUACUCUACUUGUUGUUUUCCAAUUAGUUUUUUUCUAGAUCUAUUUUUUAAGUCUCACAAUAGUUUAAAUAGUAAAGUGUGUUAGCCUUGAUGCAGGCAUUUAUGCAGUGCUUUUAGUAAGCCCUACUAGGAAUACGAUGUGUUGUGUGUGUGUGUGUGUGUGUGUGUGUGUGUGUGUGUGUGUGUGUACCUUAGGUUUCAUUUUACAUUUAAAGGGUCACCGACAUAAUUUUUCAACUUUGCUUAAAUAUGCUACGUUGUUUGUUUUUUUGAAAGCGAAAGUUAAAUUAGUAAAAAUUGCAUUUAUGUUCCAAACCGCCAUUUUGGCCAGAGCUCGCCAGAAGGGGGCGUUUCCCAAGUGACGUCAGCGCGGCAGAGCAUCACAAAUAAACGAGCAUGAGAGAAUGGACGUGACAGAAGAUGUUUACAGUGAUUAUAGCAAAGAUUUGGGCAAUGUGGCAUUAGUUUUCGAGGCGGAAGAAACAUCUGGAGAUGAAAUAGAGAACAUGCAGAACGUGGACUUGAGCCGUAUUUAUUGGAACCACCGACGAUGGCACGAUAUGUCUGAUGACUGAGGUGACAAAGACACGGAGAUGAAGAUUGGUUGGCUUCAAACACAAAAUGUUAAGUGUAAAUGACCUUGGAGUUGCUUAUCCCUCAUUUAUUGUUUUAAAUCGUCUUCUUAAUGAGAAUAAAGGGCUCUUUUAUUGCUUUUUAUUGUGUUCGCACCCACCGUCAACAUAUUGCUGUGAAAGUAAGUUUUAUAACCUGUAUAAUGUUUUGAAUGCUUAUCACUAUGGUGGCCUAUGCUCACAAUACUGUAUAAUCAUAUACAGUCGAACCCGUCUAUAGCGGCCGCUGAAGGGAAACGGCAAACGUGGCCACUAUAGACAGGUGGCCACUAUAGACAGGUUGGCGGCCAUUUUGAAUUUGUGUGCGCACAUAUUUACAUGUCUGUGAUUAGAAGCUCUGCUAGUAUUGUCUUUUGUUAUGUUUGUUUUUAAUAUUUUGUUUUUGAAUUUGGAUUUGGUUGGCUGAUCUUAAACUUUUUUUGAAGAAAAUUUUAGUUUUAAUAAAACAAGUUUUAAUAUAAUCUUUUCAUAUUUAAAACAUUAUUACAUGUUUCUUUUUUCAAAUGUGAGUUUAUUAUUUUUCGUGCAUGAAGUGUUACGGAUGCGUGUGCAGAGGACCACAGAAUGCGAAAGCAAGGUAAGUGGAUGGCAGUUCUUUAACUGCUUUUCAGCGUGGAGGUAAUCACAGGAGUGAACUGAAGGCGCUGGGGUUCGCAGCUUGUGGAGCCCCAGGGUAAAAGGUUCAAAAACACAAGAGAAUUUGCAAAAGGUCAAGGGACAACUGGAACACCCAGCUGUGAAGACGCCGAAUCUGGAAGGGCUUGAGCGAUUUGGUGAGCCGCGAGUGCGUAGACUGAGUUGUCAUGGAAGGAACCAGCGUCUCACAGCUGCCCCUACUCUGAGUUAAGUAGGGGAAGGAUUAAUUAGCUGCCGGUGUGUCCAGUUGUCCCUGCUCCUGCUGCACGCCCAGCUGUGGGAGAGAGACAGAGAAAGAGCGAGAAAACGGGGCGCAGCAGCAGGUGACCAUCACAUGAAGCUUCUGCUUGAGUCAUUAUUUUGGCCGCUAUAUGCGGCCAGAUAUUGACCAAGGGAGACAAAAUGGGUGGCAGCUGGCCGCGUUAGACAGGUGACCGCUAUACACAGGGUCUACAACACGCAAAUUUUCUGCGGGGGAGGGGGGGAUUGAAAUGAGAUUGAAAACAGUGAGUAAAAUCCCCUUAAUUGCCUUUUAGAAGUACAAAUAAACUUGAUUAUUGGUUUGUUAAUUUAAAAUUGGCCAUGAAAAUUCAUGAAAAAAAUAAUUGUAGUGCUCCCAGGUCAGUUCUCCCAUCACACGUUGGCAAUUGAGACAUUUUUUUAAAUUAGCACAAUUGAACAGCGAAUAACAGAUUAUGCUGUGUUUUUUCUGUUGACAUGGCUCUUCUGGUGAGUAUACGCGUAUGUAAUCGCUUUUGAGAAAAUGUCGUCAAGGGGGGCUGGACAUAAUCGGCAAGUUGGCAACAGAGGUCUUGAAUUGUGAACAGGUGAAGUCGGUGGUUCUUCUCACAUACACCAAAAUUUGCACUUGCUUCGUUCUCCAGACAUCCAAGGCUCCAGCCGGGGCUGCUCACAGCAUGUGUUAGCUCACAAUGCACCAUUCUCGUCCACAACUGGUAGCUCAGUCCCCGCUGUCCUGUGUGGCUCUCCUGGCAUUCACAGCUGCAGGUGGGGCUGCUCACAGCAUGUGUCCGCUUAAAGCACUUUCCUCGGCAUGUGGCUAUCGUACUUGCGUGGUUCAUUGUAGUCUUAAACCUUCGUCUUUUGGAAAAGAAAACAAACUUACAGUAUCACUCGGACACUUUGAACAGCAAGCGUCAACACAACAUUUUGACAUGAGUAAUAUUUUGAUGAAAAAUAUACCGAACCAAGUCAACUAGCUAGGUUUGUUUACAAUCCCCCUCCUUCACCGACGUCACUUGGGAAGCGCCCCCUUCUGACGAGUUCCGACCAAAAUGGCGGCUUGGGACGUACAAAAAUGUAACGUUCGCUUUAAAAAAACAAAAACAAUGUAGAACAUAAUUACAAACAAUAUAGAACAUAUUUAAGCAAAGUUGAAAAAUCAUGUCUGUGACCUUUUAAGAUGUGGAGCGAAGCCGCCUUCUUGUAAUAUUUUGACUUUAUUCUCGUAAUAUUAUAACUUUUUCCCCCAACAUAAUUUUCCUAAUUUGAUUUUGUUUUGUUUUUCAUACUAUUACGGCUUUGAAAAAAAUAGUGUUUUUUUUUUCUAUAUUUCAAAUCUGUGCUACUAAAAUGACAUUUUUUUGUAAUGUUACAAGUUUAUUGUCAUAAAGUUCACCUUUUUUCUCACUACAGUACGACUUUUUUCUCUUAACAUUUUGACUUUAUUCUCAUAAACUUCCGGCCUUUUUUUUUUAUUUCUGCAAUUUUUCCAACUAUUUCAACGUUCUUCUUGUAAAUAUUUUUCUCGUAAUAUUAUGACUUUAUUUCCAUAAUAUUUUGACUUUAUUGUUGUAAUGUUAAAACUUUUCCACAACCUAACUUUCCAAAAAUUACAACUUAAUUUUUUUUUGUUUGUUUUUCACAAUUUUACAACUUAAAAAGAAAACAAUCUUUUUUUCUUUAAUAUUUAAACUUUAUCCUACUAAAAUGAAUUUUUUUUCCAUCAUAAUAUUACAACGUAAUUUUUGUAAAAAUACUGCUGAUUCAAUUUCCAUGUUUCGCGGUCCAUAAAAAACUAACUGCGUGCCACAAAUGGCCCCUGGGCCACUCUUUGGAAAGCGGCAAAUCUAACAGAAUAUUUUAAGAGUGUAUCACAAAUGUGGUGGAAUUCUUUACUGGGGCCAUAAUCAAAAGUGUUCAAAAUAAGUAGCAAUCAUGCAGAACGUCAUCAUUUGCUAAAUUGCAAAAUGUGGCGCUUUGGAGAGAAAUGCUAACAUGAUGUAAAUGGACUGGAACACACUGUGGAGUGCUGAAUGUGCAUUCUGCUAAUGAGGCAGCUCACUAUUUGAAGUGGAUGACUGAAUGAUGACAGAUUGAUGCUGUGUGUGUGUGUGUGAGAUAGUAGUGGGGGGAUUUUUAUACUUUUUAUAGUAGGGGGUCUAGAUCCCAACUCAACUGGAGACUGCUGGAAGUGGAGCCUGGGUGAGGCUGGACCGCAUGAAGUACUACCACCGGAAGCUGCCACCAGCCUGAGCUACGGCUGACUUCAUGUAGUCCAGUCGUUCUCUGUUAUACAAGUGAUUUGUAAUAUUGUGGACACGAGGCGGCAGUGAUGACAUAAAACAUUGAGACAUUAGCUUAUCCAUUAGCAUAAGAGUUGCAAUGUGAUGUAAAUGAGUCAUAGGAGUGUAAAGGUGACUAUAGGGGUGUUAUUUCAUGUCUACAGGGCUCUAUAAAUGUUGAAAACUAUGCUCUAACUGAAAAUAUUCAAUUUAUUAACAUUAGGGAUGUCCGAUAAUAUCAGUGAUAAUGGCAUAAAAAUGUAAUAUCAGUCAAUAUCAGUGUGUUUUUUUCCUAUAAUGAAAACCAAUCCAAAAAAUGCUGUAUAUAAUGCAGGCCUAUGGCCUCCUGUAUUUUUCGGCAUGCAAAUGAUGAUCUCAUCAAACGGCGUCUGAAGCGUGUAAACAACCGUGGAUGGCUAGUCGCAAGCCACCUCGCUCCUGACUGCUAUUAUGUCUGUGGUGUCUCCUUUGUAUAUUAAACUUGUGGUUUGCAAUGACUGCAGAGCGUUGGUUAUGCGAAUUGGAACCAAGACUUCUUCCUUCAAUACUUCCAAUUCCCAGGGCGAAAGCCAACCACCAUGGAGUGUAUCGCACUGGAUAACCAGCCCUUUUCUUUUGUGCAAGACGCCAGAUUCACCAAAGUAUUUCUCAGGUGUUUGCUUACUCGAGUUGUACAGUGUGGUUUACAGCCACGUCCAGAAGCUAAUUGCUGAUGCUGUAUCCAUUUUCACAACAGAUACACUCCUGAUCAAAAUCUUAAGACCAGUUGAAAAAUUGAUAGAAUUUGCAUUUUGCACAUUUGGAUUUUAAUGAGGUUCAAGUAGAAAACAAGAAGGGGGAGUGAGACAAAAAGCAUUUUGCAAAAGUAAUUUAUUGAAAACAACAAUUAAACUGAAAUAGGCUGUUUAUCAGCUGAUCAAAAGUUUAAGACCACAGGCUAUAAAAGCCUGUCAGGCAUUCCCACUGUCAUGCCCUCCUGAUGGCUAAAGCUAAGAAACUUUCUCUUUUUCAACAUGGUGGGAUUGUGGAGCAGCAUAAGCAAGGCCUCUCACAGCGUGCCAUUGCUGCUCAGGUUGGGUGCAGUAAAUCAGUCAUUCUACAUUUUUUUUGAAAGAUCCUGAGCAUUAUGGAACAAAAAAGUCAAGUGAUAGACCCAAAAUAAUCACACCUGCGCUGAGCCGGAGGAUCCGAUUGGCUGUCCCAUCAAGACACAGGGCGGUCUUCCAUCCACAUUAAGGUCCUUACUGGUGCCGACUGCAGCGCAAUAACCAUCAGACAGCAUCUGUGGGAAAAGCGUUUAAAAAACAAAAAAGUAAGUAAAGUAAAACAAAAUUAAUCUUGACGGUCCAGAUGGCUUCCAACGUUCAUGGCAUGACAAGGAGAUCCCACCUGAGAUGUUUUCUACCCGGCACAGUGGAGGGGGGUCCAUCAUGAUCUGGGGUGCUUUUUCAUUCAGUGGAACACUGGAGCUUCAGGUGGUGCAAGGUCGUCAAACGGAUGCAGAUUUUGCAGCGGGCAUCCCUCAUGACUGAGGGCCCUGGUCUGUGUGGUAACAGCUGGGUUCUUCAACAGGACAACGCUGCAGUUCACAAUGCUCGCUUGACCAAGGACUUCUUCAGGGAGAAUAACAUCACUCUUUUGGACCAUCCUGCAUGUUCCCCUCAUUUAAAUCCCAUAGAGAACAUUUGUGGAUGGAUGGCAAGGGAAGUUUAUAAAAAUGGCCAUCAGUUCCAGACAGUUGAUGCCCUUGGUGAAGCCAUCUUCACCACUUGGAGCAAUGUUCCCACUAGCCUCCUGGAAACACUCGCAUCAAGCAUGCCUAAAGCCAUUUUUGAAGUGAUGAACAAGAACGGUGGAGCUCCUCAUUACUGAGUCCUGCUGAGAACAUUUUUUAUUCUGGUUUGGAGAGUUUUUUGUUAUUUUUUGAGCGAUGGUCUUAAAAUUUGAUCAGCUGAUAAACAGCCUAUUUCAGUUUAAUUGUCGUUUUCAAUAAAUUACUUUUUCAAAGUACUUUUUGUCUCACUCCCCUUCUUGUUUUUGCAUAUUGUAGCUCUACUUAAACCUCAUUAAGAUCCAAAUGUGCAAAAUGCAAAUUCUAGCCAUUUUUCAACUGGUCUUAAGAUUUUGAUCAGGAGUGUGUGUGUUCAUUCCUCCACAGGUGAUAUGUGAUGUUACACAUAUCGGUAUCGGUUGAUAUCGGAAGCAGAAAUUGAGAGUUGGACAAUAUCGGCAAAAAAGCUAAUAUCGGAGAUCCCUAAUUAACAUUGAUUCUAUCACGGAAAUUCAUUGAACACAGUCGGGUCUGGAUCCAAUUAACCUCUAUUUGGCAGUAGACUACAGUAUGGUCCAUUGUUAAGAAUUAAUAUUAAAGAACCGAAAAGGAUAGAAACAAACUUCUUUUUUCUGAUAAAAGACGUGAGUCUAAUGUUUCUUUUGGUAGGUUCCAUGUUUAUAUAACCAUAGAACACAAUAUUCUGUGUGCCUUGAUAGAUCAGUCAAAAUGAUCUAAAAUGGUCGCUUCUGAAGGGUUUGUCUUUUGAAAAAUGGCUGGGAUUGAAUGAGUGAAUAUUUCAACUUUAUGCUACUAAAAUGAGAUUAUUUUUCCUCAUAAUGUAACAUUAUUCUCGUACAAUUCCAACUUUUUCUCGUUCGAUUACAAACUGUUUUGUCUUAAUAAUUUGUCUUUAUUCUCAUAAAAUUGCAAGAGCAUAGGGCAAUUACUCUCUAAAUCAGGGGUCUCAAACUCUUGGCCCACGGGCUAUUUGCGGCCCACCAAGUCACAAUUUGCGGCCCGCGACUUGACAAGAAAGACUACUGUAAAUGCAGCCCGCAAGGUCUAAGUCAGGGGUCUCAAACUUGCGGCUCGUGGGACAUUUGCGGCCCGCCAAAUCGUAUUUUACGGCAGGUAGUGUAAUUGCAGCCCGGCAAGUUCAGUGUUACUUGCAGGGGAAAGUAAACACCAGCACUGAACUCACAGUGGUGUUAUCACAUAGAGACGGGGGUGGGGGUGUCACUAGACAGAACACUACCUACAAUUGCAGUGCUAACACAAAAUGACAGCACAACAUGUAACAGGUCAGUAAACACACACAGGGCAACUACUACUAUGGGGAAUAAUGUUGCGCUAAAAGAGUCCCAUUCCUUUUGCAGCAUGUCCUCAUUAGGGUCACGGGUAAGCUGGAGCCUAUCCCAGCUGAAUGCAGCAAACUAUAAACUAUUAAAUUAUUUUUUUUGUGUCACGUUAUCACCGUAUCAAGGUUUUAUCGUUAUCGUGAGCCAUGUAUCGCUAAUCGUAUCAUUAUGUACCCUGAGAUUCCCAGCCCUACUCCCAAUACUUGAUGCGGCCCAGCCUCACCCAGACUCGACCUCCAGUGGCCCCCACUGAAAUUGAAUUUGAGACUCCUGCUCUAAAUGAUUUGAUGUCAAGUAGGGGGCCAUAAAGUAUGUAUGUGUUUGCAACCCAUGUUUUCGGUGUUUGGUGGAGCCAUUAUGUCGUCUUGUCGUGAUUGCGGCGAUGCAUACGUGGCUUGAGCUGCAGUCGUGGAAGUGGCACACAAAGCAGGUGGAGGGGCCUGCGACUGAAUAUGCAAAGAUGAGAAAAGAUUUCCAUGUAAAGCGAAGGAACGCUCAUUUGCGUGGCGUUUGAUGACUUGAGUGUCAGCUUUACAUACGAGUGCCGUAGGUUGUGUUGGCGUUUGAGCAGCAGGGGGUGAGAGAAAGAAUAACAGAGUGACAUGUCAGCCAUUGUGCUGACUCCCAACAAUAACAAUAGAGGGCUGAAUGCCCUCUCGGGCUUCCCACGGAAGCUCGGAGCCGUUAUUCCCUGCGUUAGACGUACAGUACAGUACGUUCUGUUGCCUCACCAUGCUUGGCUCAAACCCAGCAAAUGCUUUUUUUCUUAUUUGUGAUCCUGAUUAGUUCAUUAUACAAUCUAGCCUCUGUGUCGCACAGGUGAGCAUAAACAACGUAAUUGUUCAUUAGCCACAUCCUGCAGUGCUCAUGUUAUUGCACAACCUGACAUGUUAGGUCUGCAUAUGACCAUCAUCUCUUCUUAUUAUUAGCUUAGCAUCAAAGAGUCUAGUUUGUCAAAUCUUCAUCAGCUCAUCCUGCAGAGUUAUUAUUGCCUUUUCUUCAAUUACAUUGUUUUAUAUUAGCCACAUUUCAGAAGAAAAACGCAAAUAUUGGUGGCUCAGUAAAUGUAAUAUACAAUAAAACAUGAGGAAACACCAUGUAUUUGUGCAAGCCAGGGGUGUUCUUUCAUGAGCGGGGGCCACAUGGUGAAAAAUGAAAGGAUGCAACUUUGCCACUUUGAUAUGUUAUAAAGCAACACAUGUAGAUAUGCUAAAAAGUUGUUUAAAAUUGUCCAUAGGUGUGAAUGUGAGUGUGAACCCACGAAAAGCAGCAGGCCCAGACAACAUCUCAGGACGUGCACUUCGGGUUUGCUCAUCAGAGCUAGCUGAUGUGCUUGCUGACAUAUUUAACCUGUCGCUUGCACAAGCAUCUGUACCGACCUGCUUUAAGUCCACCACCAUAGUGCCCGUACCCAAGAAGAGCAACGUGACCUGCUUGAAUGACUAUCGCCCUAUAGCACUCACUCCUAUUGUUAUGAAGUGCUUUGAAAGAAUAGUCAUGACCCACAUCAAAAAGAGCAUCCCGGCCACUGUGGACCCUCUACAGUUUGCAUAUCGCCAGAACCGGUCCACGCAUGAUGCAGUCAACACUGCCAUCCACACAGCCCUUUCUCACCUACAGGGCCAGGACACAUACGUCAGAAUGCUAUUUAUAGACUAUAGCUCUGCUUUUAAUACAGUCUGCCCCCACAAACUCACAAAUAAGCUCCUCACACUUGGCCUGUCACCCUCCCUCUGUAACUGGGUGUUUAACUUUCUCACGGGCAGACCCCAGUCAGUCAGAGUCCACAACCGCACAUCCAGUAGAACAUAGCUAAGUUUCAGGAAAAUAUCAGUUCCCAACUAGAAAAGGGAGAAAACCAGCUACAUUUCAUGCAUAACUUUCACUUUGACAAAAGUUUGUUUUGCUUUUGUGACAGCUGAAAUAUCUAAACAACUAUGCCACAAUAUAACACAAAAAAUGGGUGGUUUUACAUCAAAAUAACAAUUUAUUUACAAAUAUAACACCAUGAACUAUUUACAGUUUUCACAUUUGGAACUGAACUAUGUCUGUGCGCGUUCGUGUUGUUUGUGUGCGUGUGCACAAACUCCUCCAUGCUCUCCAACUUCCUCUUGCCUGUCUUCUGUUUUUCCGCCAUGAUGAUUAUGUGAUGAUUAUCACGUGCACUUCAGCCACCUCGUGGCCUUUUUUAUGGCUUAAAAGUGCUCGACUGUGGUGGCUGCUGAGUUACAUCAUCACCUCUUUUUGCCAAUCGCGCAAAAAAACUUACGUUUUUGGGAUUGGCCGCUCGGUUUAAAAAAACAACAACUUUUAAAUACAUCUUUGUUAUUGAAUGACUUAAUAUCAACUUCACUCUUUGCCCUUUUUCCCAUUUUUGCUCUUUUUUUUUUUGUAUUUUCCAAAUAUUUCAACUUUCUUUUCAAAUAAUUUUUUGAUUUUUUUUAUAUAUAUAUAUACAUUUUGGCUUUAUUCAUUUUUACUUUAUUUUAUUUAUUUGUUUACACGCCCCUCCCCGAUUUGAAAUACUAUUGAGAAACUGAUAAUAUCUAUUUAGUUAUCUGUACUGUACAGACUGAACUCAAAACUGAAACCAGCGAAAUGCAACAAAAUGGGCAGCAGUCAAGCAAAAAAGUGUAUUCAAGGGUCGAAUUGCAUGCUGAGUACAACAAAUUCAUAGAUGUUGGCACGUCUGCACUAAUAUCAGUCCUUCCUUCCUCUCAUACCCCCUGGCAGUUCACCACACGCCCCCAGGGGGGCCCGCCCCUCUAUUUGAGAAGCACUGCUUUAUGCUCAUAAUAUUAUGACUUUAUUCCCAUGAUUGUCAAAUUUUUUCCCCAACCCAAUUUUUUCCCAAAUUUGUUUUUCUCGUAAUACACUAGGUCCCCAACUUACGAACACAAUUGGUUCCAGACGACCGUUCUUAUGUCGAAUUGUUCUUAAGUAAGGGAAAAGGUAAUAUGAGCAAUGAUAUAGGUACUACAUGUACGUGUAUACAUAUACAGUAAAUGUGUAUGUAUGUAAAUAUGAGUUUGGAUGCAGUAGUAAUAUUAAACCAGAAUAAUGAAUGAAAAAAACAAUAAUAAAAGUGAUAUAAUAAUAUGUAAUGAUAAAUGUUAUUUACCUUUGAAGAGGAGUGGUCCAGCAUACGUUGUUGUGGUGGAGUUGGAGGAGUUAUUGAAAAAAAGGACAAAUGGUGGUGGUGGUUAGACUCUUCUAAAAGAGGUAGUGUUCUGUGGGUGGUGUAGAAUUAAGCAGGCCUAUUAACUCUUCAUAAACUUUAAUCACACACUCUGUCCAGGUUGUACAAUUUAGCUUUCCAUUUAGCUUUAUCUCCUCAGCGUCUAACGCUGCCUCUGUUGGUCCCAUUAGCAGUGUCACAGUGCCCUCUACUGGUCAAGCAUGUACAGUAGCAGUAUAAAUACUGAUUGAGCGACUACAAGGCAAAAUAAAAUAAAAUAUAGACCAGUCGGCUUGUGUUCGUAUCCGCGAAUGUUCGCUAGUCGGGUGUUCGUAAGUUGGGAACCUAGUGUAUUAGGACUUUAAAAACUAAUUGUUUCUUUAAUAUUUCAACUAUAUGCUCCUGAAAAUGACAUUAUUUUUCUCAAUAAUAUUACAAGUUUAUUCCCCUAAAAUGGCCGCUUUUUCUCCUUAGAACACAACUUUUUUCUUUUCAUUUUGACUUUAUUCUCGUAAAAUUACAGCUGUUUUUUCCCCGUUUUUCCCCCAACGAUUUCAACUUUCUUCUUGUAAAUUUUCUUCUCGUAAUAUUAUGACUUCAUUCCCUUAUUUUGUCUUUAUUCCCACAAACUUUCUGUUUUGUUCAUUUUUCAUAUUAUGACUUUUUAAAAAAGUCUUUUUUUCUUUAAUAUUUAAACUUUAUGCUAUUAAAAUGAUUUUUAUAUUUUUCCUCAUAAUAUUAUUCUUGUAAUAUUACGACUUUUUCCCCAUUAGAUUUCAACUUUCUUCUCGUAAUAUUUUGACUUUAUUCUUGUAAAGUUACUGCUGUUUUUUUUUCCCAUUUUGCUGUUAUUGUUUUAGUUUUGUUGUUAUACUUUUAGAAUGUGCCGCAGGCCAACAAAAAAAACAGCAAUGUGCCGCAAAUGGCCCCCGGGCCGCACUUUGGUCACCGCUUGUAGAAGUUAACUCUUCUACUCCUGAACAGCUGCACACAAGAGCGUGAAAACGUGUCAAAACACCCCCACCCAUCCCUGCACCAACCCACCUCACCCUCCGCCCCGUGUUGGUUGUUGUUGUUCUCUGACAAAUACACCACAUGGUGGCGCUGUUGUUAGUUAAUAUUUCUCACACAGCUGUAUAAAACAUCCGUUGUAACUUUUGUUUGGUUUGCCGAGUGACCGCGAAAUUCGGCGCGCACCUUUUUUGCCAGGUGGCUUGAAAAACAUGGCCGCCACCAAGCACAACAUCUUAGCAACUAAUUUUGCAUUAAAAGUCAAUGAGCAUCUGUCUAACGAGUGAUACAACUUUGAGCAUAUACAGUAUGUAUUACAUGUAUGCUAGCAUGUCUUCCAAAGCAUUUGGACCACAGCCCAUAGGGGGCGCCACACAUGUCAUUUAGAGUCAUGGGAAAAAAAUGAGGACACCCCAUUUUUUAUCUGUUUUUCUCUUUUUAACUUCACCAAAGCUGAAAAGUCUUUAAAUCACUGAAGAAAGUGAAGGACAAAGCCUUUUUGAUCCAAAUUGUAAUGGACACUUGAAUUAAAUGCACACAUUUCUUGUUUGGAGAACUACGCCAAAGGCGGGAAUUGGGAGGACUUAAGAGGAGGUGCAGCGGCUUGAGAAAAAUCAAGAACCACAUUUAUUUUGACAUCUGCUGAGCUAUCUUUAGCGCUUGUGUUUCUUCGUUUGGCAGUUCCGCAACUGCUCUUUAUUGCCGGACUUUUGCUUCUCGCACUUCCGCAAGAGAGACGGGGACUUGUUUUCCCUCCCGUCUCACGCUAGCCUUGUCACACGGACAGGCGGAAGGGAAGCUCCAGUAAUUGGCCGUUAUGUCGGAGGUCUUUGUCCGAGCUCUCAGCACUUAAGAUAAGAAUGUCUAAAGUGGUGCUUGUGCAAACAUGGAUGCUUAUCAGCCGCUGGGAUACACCAUGUCACGGACACGGACACACUCUGUCCCGGGCCCGCGGGUUGUAAAAUGUAUUAUUAUCAAAGACUGAUGGAAUGAGCGUGUGAUCCGUUUCUCUUCCCAUGCGACCUCGGGCUUGAACCGUACUGAUGCUUGUCAUUUCUCAGCCUCAGCCGCAGGGAAUAUUACAAUGUGAGGCAAUUCACACCACAACAUACACUAUACUGUAAAGCAAACACAUUGCAAACACUUAUUUAACAUAUUUGAGUCAUCUUCCUGUAUGGUAUCUAUUCAUUGCACAGUCAAGUAAAAAAGACUUCAAUAAAAUUGUAACAAAUUAUUAUUAUUAUUUUUUAUUCAAGAACUAAAAACAAAGAGAUUUCAAUAAAAGUGUAAAAAAAUAACAAAUACAUAAAAAAUACAUAAAAGUAUAAAUAAAUACAUACAUAAAAGCAUAAAUAAAGAUAUAACAAAAAUGUCUGAACAGUGUAGAAAGUAAUUAAAAAUAAAUAACAAUAAAAGGCCGUAAAUAAAAGUGUAAAAAAAAAAAAAAAAAAAAUACGUAAAGAUUCAAGAGUUUUAUUGUCAUAUGCACAGUAAGACAGGUAGUUAUACUAUGCAAUGAAAUGACUUAAAUAAAAGUAACAAGUGAAUUUCCCCGCUGUGGGAUAAAUAAAGUACAAAUACAAAUAAAAGUAUAAUAAGAAAGAAAUACAUACAUAAAAGCAUAAAUAAAGAUAUAAAAAAAUGUCUGAACAGGGUAGAAAGUAAUUAAAAAUAAAUAACAAUAAAAGGCCGUAAAUAAAAGUGUAAAAUAAACAACGAAAAAUACGUCAAGAGUCAAGAGUUUUAUUGUCAUAUGCACAGUAAGACAGGUAGUUAUACUAUGCAAUGAAAUGACUUAAAUAAAAGUAACAAGUGAAUUUCCCCGCUGUGGGAUAAAUAAAGUACAAAUACAAAUAAAAGUAUAAUAAGAAAGAAAUACAUACAUAAAAGCAUAAAUAAAGAUAUAAAAAAAUGUCUGAAAAGUGUAGAAAGUAAUUAAAAAUAAAUAACAAUAAAAGGCCAAAAAUAAAAGUGUAAAAAAAACCAACGAAAAAUACGUAAAAAUGACUUAAAUAAAAGUAUAAUAAGAAAGAAAUACAUAUAAAUAUAAUACAAAAGCAUACAUUAAAAAAUAAAAUGACUUGAAUAAAAGUGUAAAAAACUUGCAAAUAAAUAAAAAUAACUGAAAUAUAAGUAGAAAUAAAUUAAGUGCAUAAAAGCAUGAAUAAAAUGAGUUCAAUAAAAGAAUAAAAAAAAGUCAAUACAAAAUAAAAUUACUUAAAUACAAGUGUAAAAAAAAUACAAAUAGAUAAACAAUACUUAAGUAUAAAUAAAUACAUGAAUAAAAGCAUAAAUAAAAAUGUAAAACAAAGGACUUAACAUUGGAGAAAGUAAUUAAUAAUAACAAUAAAAGGCCAUAAUUAAAAGUGGAUAAAAUAUUUAAAAUAAAUAAAAAUGAUGUAAAGUAUCGAAAAUAAACAUAUAAAUAAAAGCAUUAAUUAAAAAAAAAUUGUAAAAGUGUAAAAAAAAGAAAAACUAGAUAACUAAAAAAUAAAAUGACUUAAAAGUGUAAAAAAAUGCAAAUGAAUAAAAAUGGCUGAAAUCAAAGUAUAAAUAAAGAAAUACACAAAUUAAAAGUAUAAAUAAAAUAUAUUUUAAAAAUUUAAAUUGACAAAAGUGUAAAGAUAAAUAAAUAAUUUAAAAGAAAAUGAAAAAAAUAAUAAAUAAAAAUAAAUAAAUAAAAUAAAAUAAGUGAGUGCCAAUGGUUGUUUGUCUAUAUGUGCCCUGUGAUUGGCUGGCGACCGGUCUCGGGUUUGCCCCACCUCUCUCUCCAAAGUCAGCGGGGAUAGGCUCCAGCUUACCCCCGCGUUCGUAGCGAGGACAAGCGGCAUAGAAAAUGAAUUAAUCAAUAAAAAUGACUUACAAGUGUAAACAAAUAAUAAAAAAUAAAUAAAUAAAUGACUUAAAUACAAGUAUAAAUAAAUUAAAUAAAAACAUAAAUAAAAGCAUAAUUAAAAAAAUCUAAAUGACUUAAAGAUAAAAAAAAAUAAUUACAAAUAAAAUGACUUAAAUAAAAGUGUAAAAAAAGACUUAAUGAAAGUGGGUUGCGACUAAAUGAGCGUUGGAAGAUGUGUGUCCCAUGUUGAGACCAGUUGAGAAGCCCUGCAGUAGAGUGUGGGUGGACGUUGUGGACGUUGCCAGUCUCUGAUUGAUCCCCAUCAGCUUGCUUUUAGUUGGACUAUUUCUAUUCUCUUUCCUGCUUUUCUUCUUGCACACACGCUUUUAUUUUCAUCCGGCUUUCUUCUUCUUUGGAAGUUGCAGGAUGGCUUUUGAUGAAAGGCGGAGGGAAACAAAAGAAGCCUUAAUUAGCUGCCCAAAAUGAACUCAAUCAAUGACAUGUCUAUACUUUGCACCACCAUGAAGGAGCAGCAGGAGUCAGAGAAGAAAAACAAAGAUAUAUUUACGAGAGUGGAGUAGAUGGAGUGUUGCAAAGAUCAAAUAAAGUUGGGUUGUUUUUUUUAUCCAAAUAUUGUCGUAGUAGUGCUAGCAUUGAUGGAAAACCACAUUACUAAGAGGACUGCUUUGGUAGAGAAAAAAAAAGUUGUAUUUAUGAUCAUAAAGUUGAAAUAUUGCAAAGAUAACACAAAACCCCCCCCCCAAAUUUAGUGAAUGUAGCGCUAAUAUUAUACUGUAGGCGUUAAUGUAAAACUGUUUUAAUAAGAGGACUGAGUGUUUUGGUAAAGAGAGAAAAGUAGUGUUACAAGUUGAAAUAUUGUUAGAUAAUGUUGUAAUAUUCCGGGGAAAACCCCCCAGAAUUUUAGACAAAGUUGUAAUUUUUCCAGCAUUAAUGUAGAAUGUUAAUAAGUUAAUAAGAGGACUGUUUUGUUACAAAAAAUAAGGUCAUAUUUACCAGAAUAAUGUUGAAAUAUGAAUACAUUUGUUUGUUUCUUAUAAUAUUAGAAUUUAAAAAAUAAACUAUAAGCUACUAAAAAUGACAUGAUUUUUCCUCAUAAUAUAAUGAGUUCAUUCUUGUAAAAU
Messenger RNA from Dunckerocampus dactyliophorus (ringed pipefish), 23417 nucleotides. RefSeq names its product probable G-protein coupled receptor 21. The record is from RefSeq and is a predicted model, not a curated record. Gene Ontology annotation, biological process: G protein-coupled receptor signaling pathway. The transcript has a single exon. Lineage: Eukaryota; Metazoa; Chordata; Actinopteri; Syngnathiformes; Syngnathidae. The coding region runs from base 752 to 1954 and encodes 400 amino acids. Gene Ontology annotation, cellular component: membrane. Gene Ontology annotation, molecular function: G protein-coupled receptor activity.